Molecule: messenger RNA, 931 nt
Organism: Puma concolor (puma)
Lineage: Eukaryota; Metazoa; Chordata; Mammalia; Carnivora; Felidae
Gene: CIAO2A
Product: cytosolic iron-sulfur assembly component 2A
Source: RefSeq, a predicted model, not a curated record
CAGGAAGUUGAUAAAUUGCGAGGCCCGCUGCUGAGAGACGGUGGCUCGGGUGGGACAAUCGCCAGGGAUGGCGGAGCGUAAGGAUGGAGCGGGUGUCCGGGCUGCUUUCCUGGACGCGGAGCAGAGUCCUGUGGCUCUCCGGCCUCUUUGAGCGGGGAGCUGCCCGGCAGCCCCGGAUCAUGGAAGAGAAAGCGCUAGAGGUUUAUGAUUUGAUUCGAACCAUCCGGGACCCAGAGAAGCCCAAUACCUUAGAAGAACUGGAAGUGGUAACCGAAAGUAGUGUGGAGGUUCAGGAGGUAAACGAAGAAGACUAUUUGGUUAUAAUCAGGUUCACGCCAACAGUACCUCACUGCUCUUUGGCAACCCUUAUUGGGCUGUGCUUAAGAGUAAAACUUCAGCGGUGUUUACCGUUUAAACAUAAGUUGGAAAUCUACAUUUCAGAAGGAACCCACUCAACGGAGGAAGACAUCAACAAGCAGAUAAAUGACAAAGAGCGAGUGGCAGCUGCAAUGGAAAACCCCAAUUUACGGGAAAUCGUGGAACAGUGUGUCCUUGAACCUGACUGAUUGCUGUUUUAAGAGCCACUUAACUUUAAUUGUUUGGUAUAUUUGUUUAAAUUCUUUGUAAAAUGUAAAGACUCAUGUUUAAUACAUAGGUGAUUUGUACCUCGAAGCAUUUUUUUAAUGGAUGAUUUGCAAGCAAGAUUUAAUUAUAUGUAGUACCUAGUUUGUUCAGUGUAUAACAUUCUCAGGAUUUGUAACACUUAAAUGAUCAGACAGAAGAAUAUUUUCUAGUUAUUAUGUGUCAGACAAGUUGCUAUUUUUCUGACGCCUCUUCUGGUACAACUACUUUUCAUGUCAAAUAUUUACUGUGCCCAAAUGCGCUCAAUUUAAAUCAUUACUCUGUAGAAUAAAUAAAACAGAGAUGAUUC